This is a messenger RNA of Cuculus canorus (common cuckoo), 4323 nucleotides long. RefSeq names its product chordin like 1 (gene CHRDL1). Gene Ontology annotation, molecular function: protein binding. Lineage: Eukaryota; Metazoa; Chordata; Aves; Cuculiformes; Cuculidae. The transcript is spliced from 12 exons. Bases 207 to 1577 code for a protein of 456 amino acids. The record is from RefSeq and is a predicted model, not a curated record.
GCGCUGCGGGAGCGAAGGGGAGGACUGGAAGCCGCAGGAGAGGACUAUGGCAACGUGACUGAGAAGGGGAGCCUCCCGCAGCCCGGCGGAGCGGGGAGCGCCUCGCCCCACCGAACCCGCUGCUGCAGGCAGCGCCCCGGGUCUCCAGACCCCCAGCUCAACAUUCUCUACUUUGGAGGCUCCUUCUUUUCCAUUUGUCGAUAAAGAUGAGAAAAAAGUGGAUAUUGGAAGAUUUUCAUUUUAUUUUUUUUGGUGUGCUCUGUCUCCUUUUCGUAGAUGGAGGUAAACUAGAACAAGUAAAACAUUCAGAUACGUACUGUGUGUUUCAAGAUAAGAAAUAUCGUGUAGGAGAAAGAUGGCAUCCUUAUCUAGAACCCUAUGGCCUUGUUUACUGCGUUAAUUGUCUUUGCUCAGAGAAUGGAAAUGUACUGUGCAGCAGAAUAAGAUGCCCAAGUCUACACUGCCCUUCCCCUGUGCAUGUACCACAGCUGUGCUGCCCGCGAUGCCCAGAAGACUCCCUUUUCUCAGUAAGCAGCAAAGUCACCGGGAAAUCCUGUGAAUACAAUGGGACCACCUACCAUCAUGGAGAAAUGUUUGUGGCAGAGGGGCUUUUCCAAAACAGGCAAGCAAACCAGUGUGCCCAGUGCAGCUGCUCCGAAGGAAAUGUGUACUGUGGGUUGAAGACUUGUCCCAAAUUAACUUGCUCUUUCCCAGUUUCUGUUCCGGAGUCCUGCUGUCCGGUUUGCAGAGGAGAUGGAGAAUUAUCAUGGGAACAUUCCGAUGGAGAUAUCUUCCGGCAGCCAGCCAACAGGGAAGCUAGACACUCAUACCAUCGCUCCCACUAUGACUUGUCAGCCAGCUCUGCGAGGCAGGUAGUCAAUAUUCCACGAUUUCCCAAUGCCAGGAGUAACCGUGGACUCCUACCAGAUCCCCAGCAAGCUUCAGGAACAAUAGUACAAAUCGUCAUCAACAACAAGCACAAGCACGGACGAGUUUGUGUUUCAAAUGGCAAAACAUACUCACAUGGUGAAUCCUGGCAUCCUAAUCUCCGCGCCUUUGGAAUUGUAGAAUGUGUGUUGUGCACCUGCAACAUCACCAAACAAGAAUGUAAGAAAAUUCAUUGUCCAGAACAAUAUCCCUGCAAAUACCCUCAGAAAGUAGAAGGAAAAUGCUGUAAAGUCUGUCCAGAAGAAGUGCCAAGUCAAACCUUUGACAACAAAGACUAUUUCUGCGGGAAAGAGACAUUGCCCGUCUAUGAAUCCGUUUUCACAGAGGAAGGAGAAACCAUCAGAAAAAUUGCAGUGGAGACUGAAAAGCCCCCUCAAGUAGAAAUACAUGUGUGGACAAUAAGAAAAGGAAUUCUGCGUCACUUCUAUGUUGAAAAAGUGUCCAGGAGUGAAUUUGAAGAACUUCCUUACUUCAAGCAGAUAACAAGGACCACCCCUAGCCAGUGGAAAAUAUUUAGUGAGGGAGAAGCUCAAAUCAGCCAAAUGUGUGAAAGCAGAGUGUGCAGGACUGAGCUCGAGGAUUUGGUGAAGGUUUUGUACCUUGAAAAGUCUGAAAAGGGUCACUGUUAAGGGAGACAGCACUGAAGGAAGAAACACAUGAAAACUUGGAUCUGCAGCUGGACUGCAGGCUUAUUUUGCUUAAGUCAACAGUUGCCCUAAAAGCCAAAACUAUAAUGCAGUAACUAUUCACAUCAUGCACAGCAAAUUUGCUGCUUUAUGUCUAGUGGUCUGUGUCAACCAUUCAAGUGUCUCCUCCAAAAGACUAGGAGUCUCUGUAUUACCAGUCAAGGAAGGAGAAAAAGAGACCGUACUUUUUCCCAGAGUUGCAUUUCUCUACAAGUUAAACAGAAAAAAAGAAUUUUUUUUUUGAAAUUGUUAUUGUUUGGCAAGUUAUUGAAACUAAUGUAAAGAAGGACACCUAAUAAGCGUGCAGGAGCUAUGGAGAGCAUUAUUUCCUGUGCUGAAUUUAUACUAUUUCUGGUAUUGAAUUGACUCACAGGGGGUUUUUUUUCAGUAGUGGAGGAAGAAUACAAGUGAUGCAAUACUUGUGUGGGAGACACAAAAGCAGAUUUAAACUAACAGCCUCCUAAGCAGACUGCCUUUGGGAUGAUGGCUUGUAGUUGAGCAAACUCAGGCCUUAAACUGAAGAGCAGGUGUUAGUGGUAAUCACUAUAUUUUUGUAGCAAAAUGUUUGCUUUUAAGUGGUUUUCAUCAUUUCCUCCAUCCACUUCUCUAACUAAUGUGAAGGGUUAGCUCCCUAUCACAGCCCUAAUAGCUUCAUUCUUCUGGGUCCUAUUAACACGUGGUCUUGGCUGAUAAACUGCCUUCUAAAGCAGAAGGUGGUGAAGUACUUACAGUACUUUCAAAACACCUAGAGGGUUAAACCUCCUGAUUAAUAACUCCUAUAGAGUUGUGACAGCACUUAAUUUAUUUGUUAGGAUGUGUUACAAACCUGAUCUACAUUUUUCUGAUGGUGACCUCUCAAUUCUCACACUUUGAGGACAAACACCAGGACAAACACCAAACAGCUCCCACGGGCCUUCAGAACAGCAGCUCUGUGAAAACUGUUUUCUUUGAGUAAAUCAAAUUGGAGAGAUUCUGUUAAAUUCAGUAUAACAUGCCUACGGUGUCUUUAAGAAAGGUGGCUCUCAGCAGCAGAAGUAGUAUUGGUAUAACGUAAAAAAGGUUUUCUCUGAAGUGUCACCAAAACACUGCACUGCCUCAUGGCUGUGGCGUUGGAUUAAAUCCCAAAAACCAAGCUGGUUGGACUCGAUGAUCUAAGAGGUCUUUUCCAACCUAGUGAUUCUACCAUUCUAUGAUUCUAAGUGACUCUGCCUGCUUUGGCUCCCAUUUUCUACUCCAGAAGCAGGGCGGGAUAGUGCUGUUCAAACACGCUAGGAAACAAAGCUUUAUGGAAAUGGUGUGAGCCAGGGGCUGGCUCUCCACGGGGAGUGAAAUCAGCAGUGACAGCAAGGAUUUGGAGGUUUGCCAUUCUGCCAGUGACAGCACUCCGGCUUGUACUCGUUCCUAAAGGGACAGAGGUGUGGGAGAGCUCUGUGCUCAAUGCCAUAAGCCUGUUGCAGGCUGAGCUUCACCAUCCUAAGGGGAUCGUUGUCUGGAGCAGCAAGCCCUGGCAGCUCCCUCUGCAGUGCAGGUCUUGAAGCCGGGCUGUCCAGUGCCUGCGCUGCUGUGGCGUGCUGUCUGCUUCUCAACAGAGGGGAGCAAGCGAGGAGAACAGACAGGAACGUGGAGGAAAGACUGGAGGGAAUUAGGAUACACAAAGAGUGAUCUCAGGUCCUUAGCGAUCUUGCCUGUAUAUAACCACUCCAUUGUCCCUCGGCGAGGGCAGAGAGCAGAUAAUAUUUAGGAAUACUUGCCCUCCUCUGCUCCCCAAGCGCUCAACAAGGUUGACGGUAUAACAGUAAAACAUGCUAAAAAAGAAGGUCCUCCUGCAACCAUGCGGAUUUGUAAGAACAAAAUAACCUCACCUACUAUCAGUAAGAACCACAGGGGUCUCUUUCCAAGCCUUCACAGGCUGCAGGGAGAUCUUCCGUGGUGCCUCCAUGGCCACAGGGGAGUCUCUGCCCCAGGCGUGGAGCACUUUCUCCUCUCUCCUGCCUGGCCCUUGGGGUCACGGGGCCAUUUCUCACAUUUUGUCCCUCACCCCUGCCUGGCAGCACUUUGCGAUUUCCUAAACUGAGGCCCCGAGCCGUGGCUGCACCAGAAGUUGCUGCACUGCAGCCGUGGAAGCAGCUGCUUGGCAGAGAGCAUCGCCCACGGCACAUGGCAUGCAGAAGCCGUGAGACAUGCUGCAGAAGGGCAAAGUUUUCUAAUAGGUCAUGAUGUAACCUUAUCAUUCCUUUGGUGAAGGCAUGGUAAAAAAGAGGUUUUGAGGAACUGUAGUGAUCUAGUGGGGAGACCAGCAGUUCAUUUCUCACCUCACGGGCAUUGUCUGUUUGUAGCAGUAGCUGGUGAAAAAGACUGAGUGGAAAGUGUACAGUGUUUGUAAUGUGUUUUUUUAAAGACGAAGAAGGCAAUCUGCUUUUUGUAUUUGUGACAGGACAGGUGGAAUCCAGAUUGUGUAUUUAUUUUAAAAGAAACACUUCUUAAGAAAAGCAAAAAAAAAAAAAAAAAAUCACAAGCAUCAUUUAGUAAAAUGCAGUAUUGCGUUUUUCCAGUUUUUGGUCACUUUAAGACAACAAAAUACACAGUGUCAUGUUUUUCAUUCUCUUCAUGGGAUGUAAGUCUGUUACGGUACUUAUUUAUGUACUUGUUGUAUCACUCGGACCUGGUUUGAUAAAUUAAUAAACUCUGA